Molecule: messenger RNA, 8205 nt
Organism: Rattus norvegicus (Norway rat)
Lineage: Eukaryota; Metazoa; Chordata; Mammalia; Rodentia; Muridae
Source: RefSeq, a predicted model, not a curated record
CGGGUGCGUCGAGCUCGCCGCGAACCCAAGAUGGCGGUGUGUGGACGUGUACGGAGGAUGUUCCGCUUGUCGGCGGCGUUGCAGCUGCUGCUGCUAGUGGCAGCAGGGGUCCAGAAUAGCCACGGUCAGGGCCAGGGUCCGGGGGUCAACUUUGGGCCCUUCGCAGGGCAAGCUGGAGGCGGCAACCCGGUCGGGCAGCAGCCACCUCAGCUGCCUCAGUUAUCGCAGCAGCAGCAGCAGCAGCAGCCGCCGCCUCAGCAGCAGCAGCCUUUCCCGGCGGGCGGGCUCCCGGCCCGGCGGGGCGGAGCAGGGCCCGGUGGGACUGGCGGAGGCUGGAAGCUGGCGGAGGAAGAGUCCUGCAGAGAGGACGUGACCCGUGUGUGCCCCAAACACACCUGGAGCAACAACCUGGCGGUGCUCGAGUGCCUGCAGGACGUGAGGGAGCCUGAGAAUGAGAUUUCUUCAGACUGCAAUCAUUUGUUGUGGAAUUACAAGCUGAACCUGACUACUGAUCCCAAAUUUGAAUCUGUGGCCAGGGAAGUUUGCAAGUCAACUAUUUCAGAGAUUAAAGAGUGUGCUGAAGAACCAGUUGGAAAAGGUUACAUGGUUUCCUGCUUGGUGGAUCACCGAGGCAACAUCACUGAAUACCAGUGUCAUCAAUACAUUACCAAAAUGACAGCCAUCAUUUUUAGUGAUUAUCGUUUGAUCUGUGGCUUCAUGGAUGACUGCAAAAAUGACAUCAACCUCUUGAAAUGUGGCAGCAUUCGCCUUGGGGAAAAGGAUGCACAUUCACAAGGUGAGGUGGUAUCAUGUUUGGAAAAAGGCCUGGUGAAAGAGGCAGAAGAGAAAGAGCCCAAGAUUCAAGUCUCAGAACUCUGCAAGAAAGCCAUUCUUAGGGUGGCUGAGCUGUCCUCGGAUGACUUUCAUUUAGACCGGCAUUUGUAUUUUGCUUGCAGAGAUGAUCGGGAGCGCUUUUGUGAGAAUACACAAGCUGGUGAAGGAAGAGUGUAUAAAUGCCUUUUUAACCAUAAAUUUGAAGAAUCCAUGAGUGAAAAGUGUAGAGAAGCACUAACUACACGGCAGAAGCUCAUUGCCCAGGAUUAUAAAGUCAGCUAUUCAUUGGCCAAGUCCUGUAAGAGUGACUUGAAAAAAUACCGAUGUAAUGUGGAAAACCUUCCUCGCUCCCGAGAGGCCAGGCUCUCCUACCUUCUGAUGUGCCUGGAGUCAGCCGUGCACAGAGGGCGACAAGUGAGCAGUGAGUGCCAAGGUGAGAUGCUGGAUUACCGACGCAUGCUGAUGGAAGACUUCUCUCUGAGCCCCGAGAUCAUCCUGAGCUGUCGAGGGGAGAUCGAACACCACUGUUCUGGAUUACAUCGGAAAGGACGCACCCUCCACUGUCUGAUGAAAGUAGUCCGGGGUGAAAAGGGGAGCCUUGGAAUGAACUGCCAGCAGGCGCUUCAGACACUGAUUCAGGAGACUGACCCUGGCGCAGACUACCGCAUUGAUCGAGCUUUGAAUGAAGCUUGUGAAUCUGUAAUACAGACAGCCUGCAAACAUAUACGAUCCGGAGACCCAAUGAUUCUUUCAUGUCUGAUGGAACAUUUAUACACAGAGAAAAUGGUGGAAGACUGUGAACACCGUCUCUUAGAGCUACAGUAUUUUAUCUCUCGGGAUUGGAAGUUGGACCCUGUUUUAUACCGGAAAUGCCAGGGAGAUGCUUCCCGUCUUUGCCACACCCAUGGUUGGAAUGAGACCAGUGAACUUAUGCCUCCCGGAGCUGUGUUUUCUUGCCUGUAUAGACAUGCCUACCGCACAGAAGAGCAAGGACGGAGGCUCUCACGAGAAUGCCGAGCUGAAGUCCAGAGGAUCCUACACCAGCGUGCCAUGGAUGUUAAGCUGGAUCCUGCCCUCCAGGACAAGUGCCUGAUAGAUCUAGGAAAGUGGUGCAGUGAGAAGACAGAGACUGGUCAGGAGCUUGAGUGCCUUCAGGACCAUCUGGAUGACUUAGCUGUGGAAUGCAGAGACAUAGUGGGCAACCUCACGGAGUUAGAGUCUGAGGACAUACAAAUAGAAGCUUUGCUGAUGAGAGCCUGUGAGCCUAUAAUUCACAACUUUUGCCACGAUGUGGCAGACAACCAGAUUGACUCUGGGGACCUAAUGGAGUGUCUGAUCCAGAACAAGCACCAGAAGGACAUGAAUGAGAAGUGCGCCAUUGGCGUCACUCACUUCCAGCUGGUCCAAAUGAAGGAUUUUCGAUUCUCUUACAAGUUCAAAAUGGCCUGCAAGGAGGAUGUGUUAAAACUUUGCCCCAACAUAAAAAAGAAGGUGGAUGUGGUGAUCUGCCUGAGCACCACCGUGCGCAACGACACUCUGCAGGAGGCCAAGGAGCACCGGGUGUCUCUCAAGUGCCGCAAGCAGCUCCGUGUGGAGGAGCUGGAGAUGACAGAGGACAUCCGUUUGGAACCAGAUCUGUAUGAAGCCUGCAAGAGUGACAUCAAGAACUACUGUUCUACAGUGCAAUAUGGAAAUGCUCAGAUUAUUGAAUGUCUAAAAGAAAACAAGAAGCAACUGAGUACCCGUUGUCACCAGAGAGUAUUUAAGCUGCAGGAGACAGAGAUGAUGGACCCAGAACUAGACUAUACACUCAUGAGAGUCUGCAAGCAGAUGAUUAAGCGGUUCUGUCCAGAAGCAGAUUCUAAAACUAUGUUACAGUGUUUGAAACAAAACAAGAACAGUGAAUUGAUGGACCCCAAGUGCAAACAGAUGAUCACCAAGCGUCAGAUCACCCAGAACACAGAUUACCGUUUAAACCCCGUGCUAAGGAAGGCCUGUAAAGCUGACAUUCCUAAAUUCUGUCAUGGCAUCCUGACCAAGGCCAAGGAUGAUUCAGAGCUAGAAGGCCAAGUUAUCUCAUGCCUCAAGCUGAGAUACGCUGACCAGCGCCUGUCUUCAGACUGUGAGGAUCAGAUCCGUAUCAUCAUCCAAGAGUCUGCGCUAGAUUACCGCCUAGACCCUCAGCUCCAGCUGCACUGCUCAGACGAGAUUGCUAAUUUAUGUGCUGAAGAAGCAGCAGCCCAGGAACAGACAGGCCAAGUGGAAGAGUGCCUAAAGGUCAACCUGCUCAAGAUCAGGACAGAGCUGUGUAAAAAGAGUGUUACAAACACAGAUUGGAUACAUUUCUUCUACAAAGCUCCCCACAAUGAACUUCCCUUUCAGGAAGUGUUGAACAUGUUGAAGGAAAGCAAAGCAGACAUCUUUGUGGAUCCAGUUCUUCACACAGCGUGUGCCUUGGACAUUAAACACCACUGUGCAGCCAUCACCCCCGGCCGUGGGCGUCAGAUGUCCUGCCUGAUGGAGGCCUUGGAAGACAAGCGCGUGAGGUUGCAGCCCGAGUGCAAAAAGCGCCUGAAUGACCGAAUCGAGAUGUGGAGUUAUGCAGCCAAGGUGGCCCCAGCGGACGGCUUCUCUGAUCUUGCCAUGCAAGUGAUGACAUCCCCAUCAAAGAAUUACAUCCUGUCUGUGAUCAGCGGGAGCAUCUGCAUAUUGUUCCUGAUUGGCCUGAUGUGUGGACGGAUCACUAAGAGGGUGACACGAGAGCUGAAGGACAGGUAGAGCUGCCUGACCACCAGAGGAGCCUCCUGCCAGGCCCGCCCGCCUGUACAGCCGUCCUGUGUAGUGUACCCUCUCACUUCGCCCUUCUAACGGUGGCACCAGCACCCACAGUAGAGCAGCAUCAGGUGCCCACUGCAUCUUCCCAUCCAGACUUGGCCAUGUCCUCGGUGUCCUCCUCCUCCCAGCUGCCCUUGCAGCGGCGGCAGCUGGCUGCUUUGGUGGUAGCUUUUGUUGGCGAAGGUUUACCUGCCUGUAGACAAUUCUGUCACACCAACAGAACUGCUGGUACUUCAGAACCGACUCACCUGACCUGCAACUCAAAUUUUUUUUUUAAAAACAGAAAACAAAACAAAAGACAAAAAAAAUUUUAAAAAGGAAAAAGUGUAUAUAGUAGAACAUCUCCUUCAGUCUUGACUCGAGCAGUAGGAUUCUUUCUUUCACGUAAAUGCAGCAGGUGUCAGCAGAACUUGGAGGAGACGCGCAUAUCCGGUGCCUGAUCAUGAAAUGUCUAUUUCCUCUCCUAGAAGCAACUUGGGGCCACAGCAAGUAGUGGGGACAGACACUAAGCAGCCGCUCUAGGGCCUGUUGGCUUCUACUGCAUUGUGAUGCCUUCUGCCCUCUACCCCAGACAAGCCACUGCUCCCCACAAUCCCCUGACAACAGGCAUUUCUGUGAUCGCCCCAGUGCAGACAUGAGCCUUCUUCCUGGGUCUGGCAAUGGACUAGGGAGGGAGCAAAGUCUGAAGCAGCCCGAGUGCACAGCCAGCAGGGUCCCAGCCACCAUCUUCCUCCAGGAUGGACGGAGCUGCCUCGUCUUUAUGAACCCUGCCAAGUGUGGGGCUGCCCUGGGGGUUCUGUACAUCGGCAAGAAGUAGUUACAGUGCUAGGGUGUGGGGCUUCUGAGGUGAGGGUAAGGGUGGCAGGGCAGGAAGGGACAGGUGUGGGACUCACUUCACUUAGCUUCCUGAGCAACAGUACAGGCAGGAAGUGAUGGCUUCUGAAGAUUUGGCGUGGUCUCGGGUGUGUGACUGGCAUUGAAGCCUGACUUUCUAUCCGUGCCAGGCAGACUUCCCUGACAAGCUCCUUUGUGCCUCUAAAUGAAGGGAUGUGGAAAGGGGUUGCAUUAAAAGAUGGAGGAUUUUCUUCGUUCUUUUUUUUUCCCCUUUCUGUUCAUUUGCUGCGUGUACCCACUCUAAUAGGCACUGGAUAAAUGUUCUAUUUUGGUGACUUGACAACCUUCCAUAAUCUGAGAGAGCAGUGUCCCAGCCAUUUUCCCUCACUCCUCCAGUGUGAAGAUGGUGACAGUGCUGGGGCCUAAGAGCGAGGAGCCCAGGCACUGCAGUUCCCCUUCGGCGAGUUUGGGCCAUGGUGUCACAGUGGCUGUACAGAGGGUGGCAUGUACAGUAGGAGAUAUAUUUAUAUAAUAUAUAUUUUAUUAACCUGUUAGAUGUCCACAGAGUAUUAUAAAUCAUGUGCCUAAAACUGUCCACACAGACCCAGGCCCUCUGCGGUGCCCUCCCUGCUCCUGCCUUCCAUGUGCACCAGAGCCAUGCGCGUCUUCCUGAGGUGUUCGCUGCAGGCUGUGUCAGUUGCUCCAAGUUACUCUGUCUGACCUGACUACAUUCAUAGGAAUACUGUGGUUUUCUUCUCUGCUGCCUUUUCUGGUGGCAGUGAGUUCCAGGGCUAGCAGUUUGUCCCCUGCUUGGGUAAUGGAAGUCACCAUGGGGAACUGCUUGCUAAGCUACCUGGCCCCUAAGUCCUGCUUUAGAGUCUUCCUGGUUCUCAGCAGUUGUCCUGGGAUGCUCGAGGCUGGUGAGACUGAAAACCCCUGCUCUACAAGCAGCAUCCUCCACUGCUAACUGGCUGAGCCAAUCCAAAGGUCCCUCCCUCUCCCAGUGUCUGUGUCACAUGAUGUUUACCAUUGGACUGGGGUAGAAUCAUAGCUCUGAUCCCUGUAGCUUCCCUUCUGAUAUGUGCUUCUGCCGUGUCUUAGCACUUCUGUUUCUGCACUGACAGGAAUCCACGCUGCCAGCAAUAGAUGUAGAGGUUUGGUGGGUUUGGUGAGUUUGGUUCUUAAAAUAUUUACCAUUAGAAAUGGUCAGAACAGGGGCUGGGGAUUUAGCUCAGUGGUAGAACGCUUACCUAUGAAGCGCAAGGCCCUGGGUUCGGUCCCCAGCUCUGAAAAAAAAAAAAAAAAAAAAGAAAUGGUCAGAACAGAAAAGAUAGCUACUAGUGUCUUGAAUUGCUUAGUACAAGGGCUGGAGAGAUGGCUCAGUGGUUAAGAGCACUGACUGCUCUUCCAGAGGUCCUGAGUUCAAAUCCCAGCAACCACAUGGUGGCUCACAACCAUCUGUAAUGGGAUCUGAUGCCCUCUUCUGGUGUGUCUGAAGAGAGUGACAGUGUGCUCACAUACAUGAAAUAAAUCAUUUAAAAAAGGAAUUGCUUAGUAUAAGGAGGUGACCAUGUUCCCUGGUGUAGUUCUUAUGUCUUGAUGGUCCUGAGCAGGUCUUAAGCAGGUUUUUCUAGUCUGCGUCUAAGGGCCCAGUGCUAUCCAUUCUGAAGCUCGUGGCUUAGUGGCGUGGGCUCUGUGGCCUCAUGAGUCACUCGUGGCUAUAAAUUAGAUAAACCUUUCAGAACUCUGACUGACCUACUACAGUGGGAGGCAAAGUCUGAGUCUUGCCCUCACUGUUCUGCUUUCACUGCCUAGAAAUAGAAGCAGUUAGGAGGGUUUAGGCCAAGGCUUCAGGCAUUGCUAAGUCAUGGUGGUUUAGCUUUGCCAGCUCACUUCCCUUUGCUAUUUCAAAAAUCUGGGGCCUGGGCCAGGACCAAGGCCAGGGCCAGGGCCUCUGUGGAUCAGGAGGUCAGAAAUCUGGUAGUGAGCCAAGAACCAGACAAACUAAACUUCUUUUCUGACAGGGCUUCUCCCAGAGGAGGCACUCCAAGAGCAAGACAUUUCUUUUACCCAGUCCCUGGGCUUCACUGUUGUUGCUGCUGUCGGGAAUACGUUAGCCGUGACCCUGAGAAAGCCUUGGCCCUCUGCAUUCCCCGAGAGCUUCUGGUUCUAUGAAUCACACCAGCUUGCUGAGCCGUGCGUCCUUGGUAGGUAGGGAGGUAAGGGCAUCCCAGAACCACUGAUGAAGUGGCAUUUAGUGAUCAGGUGAUGACUGUUCAGUACAGGCUCCAUGGCUGCCACCUCCUGUUCUUAGACAGGACAUGCAGUCCACUGUCCCAGAUGAGUAGGCAUGAAGUCGCUGUCCAGCUUUUUAUGUCUUCCUGUUUUCCUGACAUCAACUGAUGGAAGAUGCCCUGAUUAUCAGACACUAGGACUAGGAUAGAGUUCUGUGUUAGUGUCCUCAGCCUUCCUAGAGCGAGCAUCCACUCUUGUGUGUCAGUGUGAUUUCCAGAACUCCCCAGCUUCCGUUAGAGUCUGUGGUACAUUUCUGGACUUUCUGGAGAGAAGCAUCCCUUCCACUCUCUUUUUCCUGCCCCAAAACAGAGCAAGCUUUUUCCACCUGCCCCUAGUUCAGUAUCUCAGAAGUCAACCAGCCUGGUCUGGCAACCUGCAGCCUAAGACAGGGUCAGAAACCAAAAGAAGGUGGUAACUUUUUGAAUCACAUGCUUCUUGGGAGUUUGCGUUUUAUCUUGUGAGUUUGAAAACUCACACAGCUCAGAAUGCCCUCCCUCUUGAGUUUUUUGCCCUUUGGGCACACUUAGUAGUUCUGAAAAGUGUGACCUUCAGGGCCCAGGUCUCCUGACCCAUCUCUAUCCCACUGGGCUUUGGUACCUGAUACUCUGGCCUCCCUAUCCCUCCAUGUAGCUUUGGUUUGCCAUCUGUCCAGCCACACCUCUUCUUGGCCUCUCCACUGUGGAGGGCCAGGAUCGCCUGUUACGGUAACCAACUCUAAAGCCAGAUUUCCCUUCUUGCUACCCAGACCUCAGACAACAGUGAGUUGUGAGCAACCAAGAUUAAACCUCAGGGUGACACAUUCCCCUGAGCAAACAGUGAAACUGCUGUGGGGACUCAGGGGCUGCUUGUCACCCAGAACACAAAGAUAUGGUUGUCUGUGUAGGCAGGUGGUGGCAGGGUCCUUCCCGACAAGGGUCUUCUGUGACAUCUUUACCCUCUACCUGGGCCCUGAGCACCAGGCACUGGAGAGUCUCCUAGGUGAGGAGGCCUGCAGACAGGCCAUGUCUCUGUGUCGUGUUUCACCUUGGCCCAGCCCACACUGACAGGAGAGCCUCAGAGCAGGGGUCCUUUUCUGGUCUUGCAGCACGGAGGUUGGAGGGCUCCUGGCAGCCACUUGCAGCAAGCAGGGCAGAUAGAGCAGAAAGGCAGAGUACACCGCGUGCUGUGCAAGGUCUUGGGCCUCUAACCUGUUUUUGCUUUUCGUUUUUAUUUUUUGAGAAAACAGUACAAUUAACAAACCUCUUUUGUAAAUGGAUUUCCUUUCUAUGUAUAAAAUCCCUGCAGUUCCUUGUUUUUACAUGUUCAUGCUGUGUAAUUUUGAGAUGUUACUGAGAUUCUGAACAUAAUGUGCAUUUUUUUCUGUACAGAUGAAAUGGGAGAAUUUAAUAAAGAGUUUGCAGGUUUGUA